UCUUGUUUGGAGAAGCUCUAAAUGUGCCUGCCCGGAGAUUGCCUAUGGCCGCAACAACUAAAACAUCACAUCAAAUGGUAUCAUCAGCGAAUCAAUCUUCGAAACUAGUCCAGCGUCGUGAACUAUGUAAUCUAGCUAGUGGUAAAGGUCAAUUUCUCUGUAUUCAAUCGUUGAAUUACUUCGCUGACUGCCAUUAACAGAUCCUCAUGGACCACCAAAGGAGAAGUCAUAUGCAGGUUACAAGUUAUGUGGGUUAGUAAUUUACAUAGUGUUUUGGGGAUAUGCCAUGUUUGGCGAAGUGCCCAAAAAGAAGAAGAAGCUUAAGAUUGUUACAAUAAACGACGGAGUGCGAGACCGACCAGCUGUUGUGGAAUAUCGCUCCUACUAUCCCUUAGGGUUUUAGAUUUGAAGUUUUCAGAUUUGAAGUAUUUUAGAAAGAUAAAAACGGAUAUGUAAUUUUGUAUAAGCUUGUGUUAAAUUUGUUUGGCAGGUUGUUUGACUUAACUACUUUGAAGGAUUGAAUGGUGACUAUUGGAGUAGUUCAUUUUCAAGUUCUUUAUUUCUUCUUUUUGAACCAAAAGUUGUUUUUUAUUUUUAUUAACUCAUCCCAUUUGAUUCGUCACCCACCCACUGCCUUAUAUUAUAUUUCAACGAUUUAAUUAACUAACCCUUAAUUAAGGUGUUUAGUUUUCAUGUAUCUGUAUUAUUGUUCCAUCUGAUUAGUCUUCUUCCACCAAGCUCAGAUUCUUUUGAAUCUCUCUUUUGGUGAAAAAGAAAAACAAGUGAAAUCAAUGGCAGCUUGGAUGACUGCUGCUCGUGCAGCUAUAGGCAGCACAAGUAAUCAAAUAUCACGUCAAAUGUUAUCGUCGUCAACGAAUCAAACUUCAAAGCUAAUCCACCAACGACGAGGUCUAACUACCGGUGCAGAUCAUCAGGUACCCCCAAAGGUGGAUCUCAAGCAGGAAGCCAAGGAUAAAAAAGGAGCUGAUUAUAUCUUAUACACCGGCCUGUAUUUUAUCCAUUACUACGUAUAUCUUGCCAUUAUCGAUUAUCGAAGUGACGAGGAGAGGGAUGAGAAAGUGGUUAGAUACCUCGAUGGAGUCCCUGCUAGUUAAAAUGGUUUCCGGCAAUAAUAGAAUGAUUAAAAGUUCAACCAUCUGAAGAUUAAAAGAUUUAUGAGUUUCACUGUUAUCAUCUGUUGUUGUUCAAAAUUUUCACCUGCUUCGUUGUAAGAUUUGUUUUUAAUAAAAAUCAUCCGAUCAGAUUACCCAAUCGCUACUUGUUUGUAACUAGAAUCAAACUUC
Messenger RNA from Papaver somniferum (opium poppy), 1304 nucleotides. RefSeq lists its product as uncharacterized. The record is from RefSeq and is a predicted model, not a curated record. Bases 792 to 1115 code for a protein of 107 amino acids. NCBI's taxonomy places the organism in Eukaryota, Viridiplantae, Streptophyta, Magnoliopsida, Ranunculales, Papaveraceae. The transcript has 7 exons.